AUGAAAUUGGAGAUGCUUGAGUCUUUAUUGAUUCAGUUGAAUUUCUAGGAGAGCUAACUAAAAUGGAAAAACACUCUCUUUUAUGUGAUCUUGAGUCAAAUAUUGAGUAUUUUUUUUUUGAUCUACCCAUUUGUCUCGAAUAGAGUUAAGCAUAAUCAAUUUUAAUCAAUUAUGGAAAUACCAAAAGUAAUCCUCCUUGAAUUUUUGGAACAAGUGAAUGUAGCUGAAUAUUCUGUUUUGAUUCUUAAUGUUUGGAUAAUAAUAUUGCUAAUUAGUUUGUGCUUUGAAAAUUAGAAAUAAAAAAUAAAUCAGAUGAAAACAUUUGAAAAGAAACAAUUAAAAUCAAUCCCAAUCUAUUAUCUGAUGCUUACAUCAAAAGUCAUUAAUUAUAUGUUACUGCAACCUUUACUUUGUUUAGGUUUGUUUAAUUUGAGCAUCAAUUUCAAUUCUAACCUUUAUUUUGUGAUCUAAAAUUUACUGUUUCUCUUGUUUGUUCAUAUAUUUUCGAUAAGCUAUUAUAUUUUGAAUAAUACUACCUUACUAUUAACAGAUAAAAUGGAUAAGAAAAUAGAAGAUGACUAUUUAGAUUUUAUCAUCUAUCUUCUUAGAAUACUCUAAUCCUAUGUGUUUAUUUUGUUGGACAGUCCUAUCACAGACAAGCUUUAGAGUUGUAUUUAUUUGCUCAUUAGCUUGAUUCGAAUAUAUACAAUUUUGAUUCAAAUGAAGUACUGUGAUCUCAAGCAUUGCUUUAUCCUAAUAUUCUUUGCCUCUUCAGGAUUGAUUAUAUCCAUCUGCAUAUUUUCAGAAUAGCAUUUGAACAUAGGAUAUUUGAUGCUGUUGAAUCCCUUACUAGUAUAUUGCAUUUGGAAAUCCCUAUGCUAUUACAUAGAAUACAUCAUCCUGAAUGACCCCUAAAAAUUAUCGAUAGACAGGCUGCACUUUUUAGUUUGUUUUAUAUUUGCAGACAAUCAAUUUUCAUAAUAAAAAAAUUGCAUCCUCAAUGGAAUCAAAUUUAGUCAGCAUCUUAAAAGCUGUGAAACAGUUGGUUGCUCUUGUCAAAACAAAUACAAAACAAUCGAUCCUUUGGAAUUGAACCUAAUUCAAUUAGAUAUAUCCUAAUAAUUCUAAAAUUCAAUAGUUCAAUAGUUUAGACAACUAAAUUUGCAUAAGAAAGGGAAGCAUUUCUAUAAGAUGUGUCAUCUUCUGUCUGCCUUACAUCAAUUGGGAUAUCAUUAGGAAAUUUAUUAUAGAAUAGAAGAUUAAAAAUAUAAGCAUUUAUUAACCUUUGUCUAAUAAAUCAAUUGGAUUGUGUUCACCUUUAUUAUAAAAAAAAUGAUGUACAAUAAAUUUGCCCAGUAAUUAGAAACCAAUAAUAAGGAAUGUCUAGAGUUGUCAGCAAGAAUAACUGCUUUUCUACAUUCCGAAUCAUUUCAUUUGUAAAUUAGAAAUAAUUUGAUCUCAAUUAUCAAAUUGAAGAUCCAAAUUCUAUCCUCUCUAUUGAUGUUAGAUAAUGAACCACUAUAUGAGCAUAUCUAAACUUUUGCUUUAGAGAGUGCGAAGAGAGAAAAUCAAUUGAGACAAAUAUUUUUUAAGUUCCCAAGUUCCAAAAAUUAGUCAAUCCUAAUGUUUUUCAUGGGAGAAGUUGUAAAUGAUUGGUAUAAAGCCUAUGAAUUCUGCAACUUUAGCUCGCAUGAUAAUAAUGCAUACUAAUAAUUUAUUGCAAAUGACAUCAAUAGUAUCUCAAAUAAAAUGACAUAUCUGGUGUUUGUAUAUGAAAAUAAGAAGUUGUAUUUGCAAAGUAUUUCCAAAAAGGCUUGUGAAAUAUUUGGCUGGGAUUAAAUGCAAUUCUCUUAAUUGAAAGAUGCUAAUGUACUUCUUCCCUAUUGUAUAAGGGAGACUCAUGAUUUAGAAAUUGAUAAAUUCUUAUAAACAGGAAAGGGAUUGUACUUUAGAACAAAGGGUAUAAAUUUUUGUUAAUGUAAGAGUGGUUAUUUAUAACCUAUUCACUUUUUUUAUGAUAUUCAAUUCGAUUAAUAAUCAUUUUUUCAAUUUAUCUCCUUUAUUUAAAAGUUAGAAACUCCUUUAGCAAUUUUGGUUGUAGAUGAAAAUGCAAAAAUCUCAGGCGUUAAUAAAGAUUUCUUUAAGAUGAUGAACUUUUCGUAAUUGGUUACUGAUUCCUUUUAAAUAGAAAAACUACUCUAUGGUUUACCUUCCUCUUUGUUUUUUUAAUUAACCCAAUUUACUACAGAAUCUACCACUAAAUCAAUCAUCACUUUCCCUAAUGAAGAAUAAUGUUUCGUAAUGCAGAACCAAAGUUUAAACUAAAAAAUAAAUUUGUGUAAACAGAGGCAAUCAUUAAACCUUUUUGAAGUCCAAGGGGAUAUUCAAAUAAGAAAGACUUACAGUAUUAUUCGAAUCUACAGAAUGAUGGAAUGCGAAUCUUCAAUUUAAACGCAAAAAUAAAUAGAAUAUUAUAAUUCUGGUGAAUUACCCUCUCUAAUUAAUGAUGAGGAUGCAGUUAUCAGUCCUUACGAUGAAUUUUUCUAGUUCUUUUCUCCUUUGAAUGAAAAUAAUUAAAACUAAUCAAAUCAAUACUUUUUAAGAUCAACUUAGAAGCAAAGUACCAAGAAAAUCUAACUGAUUGAAUCUAACAUUUAGAAUAGUAUAUCAUAAUUAGUUGAAAAUGAAUAGUAGACAAUUAAAAUGCUCGGAAACAUUUAUUAAAACCAAUAAGAAGAUGACACAGUUUCAUUUUAAUAAGAAGCAUAAUCCAAUGCCUCCUAUGAAGAAUUAAGAAGAUCUCGCUUCUAUAAGAAGUACUGUCUGUAUCAUACUGUAAUUAAUUCCAAUGGCAUUCAACCCCAUAUUGUCAAGUCAACAAUCCACUUAUUUAUGGUUGUAAUUAUCAUCUUGAUAUUUAUUAUAUUGUUUUCAAUUUUAAAGGCGUACGAUCUUAAAAAAGUUACUUUAUAUUAUGAUUAAAUCCAAAUCAAUCAUUUUUUCAUUGAGCCUAUUCACAAGUUUUUCUUAGCUAGAUUCACUGUCUAAGAUUAUUUCUACCUCAGAUAUUUGAAUUAGAUCACCGAGGCACAGAAUCAAUUCUAUUAAUCCUUCUCCUUAGCGAAUAUUAUCAGAGAAUAUUCAGUAAUGCGUGUAAACUUUUAGGAACAUUUUUAAGAAUAGAAAUUUCAAGAAUUCUUAUUUAAUCAAUAUAUGGUUGUGAAACAACAAACAAUCCAUUACAAUCCCAUUAAUACUACAGACUAUAACAUGACUGUAUAAUCAGCUUUUUCUUUAUUAUUAGAUGCAUUUUAUAAAUAAGAACUAAUUUAUUUGAAAUAAUUUAAUGUCAACAUUUUAGGUGUUGCACCACAUUAAACAUUUUAAUACCUUAAUUAUAUAGAAUUUAUAACUAUAUUUGAUAAUAUUUCCCAUGAGAUUUAUCAUCAAUUCUUAAACUAAAUGAAUACUACAUUAAACUUGUUUGCAUUCCUUUGUUUUCCAACACAGAUAAUUUCCACUAUUUUUCUUAUUGGAUCUUUUCUUUAUCUCAGAUACUUUAAAAGGAUUAUUGAUAAAUUUAUUAAUCUAAGAUCAUAUACUGAUUUGUCAAGUGUAAGUAAAGAUCUAAAGAGACUAUCCUUUUUGAUCAAUCACCUUAAAUCCGAUUCAGAUAUGAUCUAUAAAUAUAGAUUCAAUUUAAAUGCCAAAGAAUUAAUGAUUAUGGAAAAAAUGAGAGGAAAAAACAAUUUUAAGGAUGAAAAAUUCUACGAUAAAUCAUCACCUAUAUUGAAACUAAUAUUCAUCUAUUUCCUACUAUUCAUUUUAUGUGCCGGUGUUAUAUUGACCUUAACUCUCAUCAUUACAUCAUUCUAUUAGCUAUUCCCUAAGACUUUAAAUUAUUUUAAACUCUUUUCUGACGUUGGAGUCUAUGUACCAGCUGCAUUUUCAUAAAAAGAACUUUUAUACUUUUGGAAUAGAUUUCAAUUUUUCUCUUCAUAAGAUAGAGUGUAAUUCAUGGAUUAGGUUUCCAUAGGUAUUGGUAAAAUUAACGAAUUCAUAUCCACAGAUAUUAAUAUGGAUGAGUUUCAAUUUUCUAAUGAUUUUUUAGAGUAUUUCCAGAAGAUUGGAGAAACCAAUCUAUGUCCAUUAUUAAAUGAAAGCAAAUAUGUUGAAUUUGAUUACUUUUGUGAAAAUUCAAAAAAUGGGAUUUUGAAGAGAGGUCUGUUACCAACUUUGAGUGAUUUUAAUUAUUAAUUGAAAUAUGAAUUGGAUGCUGGACUGACCAAUAGAACUCUGAUUCCAAUAGAGGAAUUAGAAGCAGUGUAUCUGUGCUCAGAAGUAAUAAGUUCAUUGUGUGAUUAAAUGCAGUAGGACAUUGUGAACCAGAUAACUAAAUUAGAUACUAUUUUAGAUUGGUUAUUGUUGUGCGCUUUAAUAAUUCUAGUUUUAGGGUCCUUCUUAGUUUAUUUUAAGUUUUAUCCUAAAAUGAGAAAUAAAUUAAAUUACGUGAAAAAAAUUACACAAAUUUUUCCAUAAGAUUCGAUGUUUUUGAAUGAUCAUUUGGAAAGAGAUCUCAGAAAAAUAUUAUUAAUAGACUAAAUAACUUGA
Molecule: messenger RNA, 4611 nt
Organism: Paramecium tetraurelia
Lineage: Eukaryota; Ciliophora; Oligohymenophorea; Peniculida; Parameciidae
Exons: 4
Source: RefSeq, a predicted model, not a curated record